Molecule: messenger RNA, 1050 nt
Organism: Dermacentor albipictus
Lineage: Eukaryota; Metazoa; Arthropoda; Arachnida; Ixodida; Ixodidae
Molecular function (GO): zinc ion binding; nucleic acid binding
Source: RefSeq, a predicted model, not a curated record
AUGGGCUCCCAAGGAGCGGUGGUUGCGGCUAACAGCGGCCGCGGUGACAGGAUCGACGGUAUGGAUACCGAGGGAUACGAAGUGGUUUUGCCUACUCUGCCAUCAGGUCGUAGUGUUUUGAAUACGUUAUUUUUGCACGCGGAUGUCCGGUCGAGGCAUUACCGAGUCGAACAUUUCCGGGACACGUUGGCGCGUCUUGGUUUGCUCCCCGAAGUGGUAGCGUUGGGGGCAUAUCAGAUGAGCCACGUAUGGGCUGUGACUUUCAAGGGCACGGAAGGGAUAAAGAAGGCUUUGGCAUGCGGCGAAAUGAAGGUGAAGGGCCAACGUUGUUUGGUUAUUGAUCCGGCAAACCAGGACGUGCGUUUGAAGCUUCACUGGCUUCUUUUCAAUGUGGCUGACGAUGAUGUGCGUGUAGCGCUUGCUCCGUUCGGAAAGGCGACCGAGGUCUCGAAGGAAAAGUGGAGAGUUCAAGGGAUCCAAGACAAGGGAUCGACGACACGCCUCGUGCGCCUCAAGCUCCAUAACGGCAUUAAGCUUGAUGACCUUCCACACCAGCUUCGCGUAGCCGGUGACAUGGCCCUUCUAGUCGCGCCCGGAAGAGCGCCACUAUGCCUGCGGUGUCACAGUAAGGGCCAUAUCAGACGAGAAUGCCGAGUUCCUCGCUGCACGCACUGCCGUCGUUUUGGACACGAAGAAUCUCAGUGCGUGAAGACGUACGCAAGUGUUGCGGGGCCGGUUGGUGGAGAAGACACUGCGGAACUCGUCAUGGACGAGGCUGACGCUGAAGAAGCCGCAAGCGAAGCAACGUCGAAGCUCGAGGAACUUGAUGAGGCAACGUUAACCCCGCCCGACAUGCCCCAGGACGCGAGUGUUAACAAGGAAAGCCGAAAGCUGACCGACACAGCUGGCGACGCCACCGGCGUCGUGAAAGUGCAGGAUGGCUCAACGCCGUCGAAGUCACCUGAGGAGCCAGCAGUCAUGGAAGUAAGCGAGGGAACAAGCGGAGCCUCAGUCUCCAAGCGCGGCCACGACUACGCUGGACGAGCAUGA